CAUGGAAUACACACCUCGCUUUCUUAUUUCUAUUGAAACGUGAAGAUCAGCAGAGAGGAGCAAUUUCGCAAUGAAUUCAGGAAAUUUGUUUUUGCUUUUUUUCCUAUUACCUUGUGUAACAGUUGAGGCAGGAUUCUUUGACUUUUUUGAAAGUCUUUUUUGUAGUUGUCAUUUUGAUGGGUUUAAAGAUAUAACGAUUAUUUCAGAAAAAGAUGAUUUACGGCAUUUUGAUUCUAAAGAACUGAAAAAGGAUUUAAGGAAGUUUCUAUAUGGACAACACAUCGCAAAGAAAACUAUACAGAAUGUUGUGUCCUCCUUUAUGGAAGAUUCAAAUCCAAACAAACCACUAGUGCUCUCUUUCCAUGGGCCACCAGGAGUGGGAAAGAGUUAUGUCACCAAUAUCAUUGCAAGGAAUAUUUAUAAAAAUGGGAAGAAGAGCAAACAUGUCCACACAUUCAAGGCUGAUUACUUGUUCCAACACAAGGAAAUGACAAGAACUUAUCAAACCCAACUUAGGGAAUGGAUUCAUGGGAAUGUGUCAUGCUUUCCCCGCUCCAUGUUCAUAUUUGAUAAAGUUGAUCAAAUGAAUCCAGAGCUGAUCGACGCCAUAACGCCCUUUCUGGAAUACAAUCAUCAAUUAGACGGGGUGUCAUUCAACAAUGCAAUCUUCAUUUUUAUCAGUAACUCAGAGAAGGAUGCAAUCAUCAACUUGACUCUGGAUUUCUGGAAAGAAGGGAGAGAUCGAGAAGAGAUACAGAUGACCAGCAGUGGACUGGAGACUCAAAUCUCUCAAAACAUCUACAAUGACAAGAAUGAUGGAUUUCAGCACUCCAGUCUCUUGGAUCAUCAUCUGAUUGAUUAUUUUAUUCCUUUCCUACCUCUGGAACUGAAGCAUGUGCGUCAGUGUGUCCUGUCUGAAAUGGCCCACCUGAAAAUGAAUGCAGACAAAGAUCUGGCUGACAAAGUGGCCAGAGACAUGCCUUUCUUUCCUCCAGAGGAGAAAAUCUUUGCUGUUAAAGGCUGCAAGUCAGUCAGACAGAAGCUUUAUGCUAAUGAUUAGAUGAAAGAGACUUGAGCUGCACAUUUUGUCCACAUUGUACCAUUACAUGCAAAAUUAUCCAUACAGUUAUUAACAUCUGUCAGACAUACAUGCAUAUUCCAUAAAUAUCUAUGACAUGUGAUUUGUGAUGUCUGUUAAAUAUCUGGCCAGACCAACAAGAGUGACAGGAUGUCCACCAAGAAGAUGGGAACUUGCAGUCUUACAAUUUAUUGUUUUUUACAGAACAACUGCAGGUUUUUUCAUUGCUGCUGUUUUGUUUUAUUUUUGGCAUGGAAGUCAUUUUGUGGCAAUUCUCUGUUCGUUAUAUAUGAAUUUACAUGUAAGAAAUGUGUAAAAAUGGACAUGCAAAUGAAAUUUUUCGGUUUACAUGUAACAUAU
Molecule: messenger RNA, 1438 nt
Organism: Xyrauchen texanus (razorback sucker)
Lineage: Eukaryota; Metazoa; Chordata; Actinopteri; Cypriniformes; Catostomidae
Product: torsin-1A-like
Exons: 5
Coding region: 71-1060 (329 amino acids)
Biological process (GO): nuclear membrane organization; protein localization to nucleus
Cellular component (GO): nuclear envelope; endoplasmic reticulum lumen
Molecular function (GO): kinesin binding; ATP binding; ATP hydrolysis activity
Source: RefSeq, a predicted model, not a curated record